AUGUAUGUUUCAAAUCAGGGAAUACGAUGCAAACAUGUUUACAGCCCAAAUGUUGGCCAGUCUUCUUACAGUAUUAAUAGACAAUUUUUUUCUUUUCCUAAGGUUGACAAAGAACCAAAUGUGACUGAGGGUGUCGAGGUUGAGCAUGCUGGCUCAUCUGAUCAAGCUCCACCUAAGUCCAAGUCCUCCAAGAAAAAGGUUGACAAAGAACCAAAUGUGACUGAGGGUGUCGAGGUUGAGCAUGCUGGCUCAUCUGAUCAAGCUCCACCUAAGUCCAAGACCUCCAAGAAAAAGGUUGACAAAGAACCAAAUGUGACUGAGGGUGUCGAGGUUGAGCAUGCUGGCUCAUCUGAUCAAGCUCCACCUAAGUCCAAGACCUCCAAGAAAAAGGUUGACAAAGAACCAAAUGUGACUGAGGGUGUCGAGGUUGAGCAUGCUGGCUCAUCUGAUCAAGCUCCACCUAAGUCCAAGUCCUCCAAGAAAAAGGUUGACAAAGAACCAAAUGUGACUGAGGGUGUCGAGGUUGAGCAUGCUGGCUCAUCUGAUCAAGCUCCACCUAAGUCCAAGACCUCCAAGAAAAAGGUUGACAAAGAACCAAAUGUGACUGAGGGUGUCGAGGUUGAGCAUGCUGGCUCAUCUGAUCAAGCUCCACCUAAGUCCAAGUCCUCCAAGAAAAAGGUUGACAAAGAACCAAAUGUGACUGAGGGUGUCGAGGUUGAGCAUGCUGGCUCAUCUGAUCAAGCUCCACCUAAGUCCAAGACCUCCAAGAAAAAGCAACACCUUUCUAGGUCUUCAGCUGAUUCCAGCUUUUUGGAUGAGGAUCACUUGCUCAUCCCUAAGUUAAGAAGGACCAAAAGUAUUCAAAUGAAGAAACUUGAUUAUUUUGAGUCCGAUGACCUGUUUGACCCUUCAUCAAAUGAGAGUGAAGAAGAAUAUGUCCCUAAAAGUAGUGAAGAAUACAGUGAAGACACUGACACAAGUGAAAUUAUAGAGACUGAUGAUCAGAAAAUUCUUCUUCUCAGACGUUUUAGGAAUAUUGAAGAUUUCACAGCUGCAUGUCCCCCUGUAAUGGAGCAAAACAUUAAUAACAAUUCUACCAAGCGAGGAUUUCAGAGAGGACGUUCACCUACAAAAAAGCGUGAAGAACAAACAAAAUACAAAAGGCGACAUUUCAGCUCUUCAAGCUGUCACACUAAAUCCAUAGAUAUGGCUCGAUCAACUGAUCAUAGUGGAAGUUCAAGUGAAGAAGGUAUUUCUGCUACAUCAGCACCUGUUGCAGAAGACAAUGGCCCUUACUCUUCAGUUGCACAGGAUGGAUUCCCUAACGCUCCUCCUCUCAUACCUGCUGUUGAGAAAAGUAAGAGUGGGUCACGCAUUUACAACAAAAGACAGUACUGUUUGUACUGUAAACAGGGAUUCAUAAAAAUUGCGAGGCAUUUGGAGCAUGUUCAUCAUGACAAACCCGAAGUUGCCAAAGCCACAGCUUUUCCUAAAGGCUCCAGCCAGAGAAAGUUACAUUUGGAACAUUUGAGAAAUAGGGGGAACUUUGCCCACAAUGUUGAGGUACUAAAUAGUGGUACUGGAACACUCGUCCCACGUAAGCAACCAAGCACAACAUCUGAACCACAAAACUAUCUUCACUGUACCUAUUGUCAAGGAUUGUUUGCAAAAAAAGUUCUCUGGAGGCACAUGACCAUCUGCAAGUUUAAACCAAACGCUGUCAAGAAACCAGGCAAAACACGUGUCCAGUCUCUUUGUGCCUUUACUGUAUCCCCUCCCCCAGGAGUAAAGACAGAGUUCUGGAAAUUGUUAAACGCCAUGAAUCAAGAUGAAGUUUACACUGCUGUAAAGUCUGAUGAACUCAUCAUAGAAUAUGGGCAGCAUCUUUACAACAGACUUGGAUUUGAUGCUUCAAGACAUGAGUAUAUUCGCCAAAAGAUGAGAGAACUGGGAAGAUUGUUGAUUAAUUCAAAGAAAACAACCCCCAUGAAGACAAUUGAGGAGCAUGUAAAGCCUGCAAAUUUCAUGUUGGUUGUAGAAUCGGUGAAAGACCUUGCUGGUUUUGUUGUUGAAACAAGCACUUACAAAUGCCCAAGUCUUGCUUUGAAGAUUGGAUAUAGCUUGAAAAAGAUAUCAGAGCUUGUUGAAAGUCGUGCAAAUGUACAGGGGAAUUCCAGAGCAGCCAAAGAUGCUCAUGCAUUCCAAAAAGUCUAUGACUCAAGAUGGAAUGAGUUUGUCUCAUCUGCAUCGCUGAGGACACUGCAGGAAUCAAAAUGGAAUGCUCCACAGUUGCUUCCCUUCACUAAAGAUGUGCAGACUCUUCAUUCGUAUCUCAGUGAACAACAACAACGUUUAUGCAAUGAACUGUCUACAGAAGCAUCUCCACAGGCCUGGGCAAGUCUGUGUAAAAUCACCCUUACUCAGGUGAUUCUGUUCAACAGGCGGCGAUCUGGAGAAGUAUCAAAAAUGCCCCUUUUGGCGUAUCUGUCCCCAAAUCCCAGUAGUGAUCAGGAUGAUCUAAAAGAGGCUUUAUCUGACCUUGAAAAAAAACUGUGUGAACAUUUCAGAAGAAUAGAAAUCAGAGGAAAAAGAGGCCGAAAGGUACCAGUCCUAUUGACUCCAGAAAUGCAGCAGUCGUUGGAUAUGCUCAUUAGCAAGCGGCAAGAAUGUGGGGUCCCUACAGAAAACGUACACUUAUUUGCAAGACCAUUAGCCAUGAGCUCUUAUCGUGGUUCUGACUGCCUUCGCUACUUUGCCAGCACCUGCGGAGCCAAAAGACCAGAUACACUCACGUCAACAAAACUGAGGAAGCAAACGGCAACUCUUUCUCAGAUCUUAAAUCUCAGUAAUACAGAGUUAGAUCAGCUAGCUAAUUUCCUUGGCCACGAUAUAAGAGUUCAUCGCCAGUUCUAUAGGCUCCCGGAAGGUACCCUUCAGCUAGCUAAAAUCAGCAAAGUCCUCAUGGCCCUAGAGCAAGGGCGUCUUGCAGAGUUUAAAGGCAAGGGCCUUGAUGACAUAGCCAUUGACCCUGAAGAAAGUGUGAAGUUGGACAGUGAGGAAGAGGCAGAGUUUGAGGCUGAUGCCAAGGAGGAUCAAGUUGCAUCCACUGGGGGACAGAUGCCAGAUAUGGACAAGAGAAAUGCUCAAACUGACCCUAGAACACCUUCGCAAGCUUUUACAAGCAAGUCACCCAAGAAGGGUAAAGGUCGCCAACCAUGCAAGAGGAGGACUUGGAAUAAAAGGGAGGUCCUUGCAGUCGAAAAGCACUUGAUGGCAUUCAUCAACACCUGUCGAGUUCCAGGGAAAGCAGACUGCGAUAAGUGUUUAAAACAGGAACCUGAUGCACUUAGACACAGAAAUUGGCUGGCGGUAAAGUUUUACGUUAAAAAUCGUAUAACAGCUCUUAAAAACAAAGUUUAAAAACAUUUAAUUUCAUGCUGCUUUUAGUUACUCAGCCAUGUCAUAGACAUUUCAGUUUGCUGUUGUCUUUUUUUUUUUAAUAUAGAGAUAAUAGUAUAUCUUUUAGUUUUGGCUUUGUUGCAAUACCUUUUUUUUACUGACCAUAAUUUCAAUUUGUACUUUUUAAGUUCAAUUGUUGGUUUGUCAAACAUUUACAGGAAAACAAACCAUCCUGUCAAGAGCUUGGUUAAGCAAUAAAUGUUCAUUCUUCAGCAUA
Messenger RNA from Xiphophorus hellerii (green swordtail), 3676 nucleotides. RefSeq lists its product as uncharacterized. Lineage: Eukaryota; Metazoa; Chordata; Actinopteri; Cyprinodontiformes; Poeciliidae. Bases 1 to 3420 code for a protein of 1139 amino acids. The record is from RefSeq and is a predicted model, not a curated record. The transcript has 13 exons.